CAACUUUGAAUCUCCACUGGUGCAGGAAGUCCCAGAGCACCGAGGCAGCAGCACAGACAGUUCGGCAAGCAGUUUGGGAAGCUCUGUCACAGCGUGCAAGAAGAUUCUCUGCAGUAACAGUCUGCUAGAAUCAACAGACUACUGGCUGCAGAAUCAGAGGACACCAUGCCAAAUUGGCUUUCUGGAAGACAAGUCAGAAAGCAGCUGUGCCUCAGUCUGUUUCGUGAAUUUAGACGCAAAUAGAGACGAUGGCAGCGAUGAGCAAGUGAAACAGAGGUUGGUCAGCAUCUCUCCGAGCCUCCCCAAACUCAUCAGUUCGAUGAACGUGCAGCCACCGAAGGAAAACGAGAUCGUCCUGCUGAGUGGGUUAGCGCCAGGGGACCUUCCAGCUGAUUAUGAGGUUCCCCAGUGUCCCUGGCUGGCCGACGUGUGCCUGGUGCCGCGGGCGCGGCCGGGCAGGAGGAGCAGCGCGAGCUGCAUCAUCGUUGAGAUCAACAAGUUCCUGAUGGGGCUGGAGCUGGUUCAGGAGAGGCAGCUGCAGGCAGGGGCUCAUGUCCUAAAGCCCGAGGAUGACACAAACUGCUCCGUCUCCUCGAUCGAAGAGGAUUUCCUCACAGCGUCCGAGCACCUCGAGGAUGACAACGAGGCCGACGAAUGUAAAAUGGGUCAUGAAAAAUUAAGUGUUUCAGAAGCUUCUUCAGAUGCCAAAAAAAAUAAAGGAAAGGGAUUUGAAAAUCUCCACUACAGAAAAGCCAGGUUGCCAUUCAUUCCUGAAGGGAACUGCAUUAACAAAGAAAAUGCAGCUGCCAGAGCCUCCGAAGCUGCGAAUGCCGUGGCUGAAGAUGGACUCUCAGCACCUGAAGAUAAGUCAGACCAGGAAAUGCUGUGGCAGAAGGAAUUAGCUGAAAGAGCUACUUCACCCUUUAGCACCACGGAUCUGAGGAGCGAUGCCGUAGGUUCCCGCUCAGCGCUCGCGUUAGAUGUUUCUCCAACCAAAACGGCCGAGGAGGAGCUGGGACCUCUGCACGACCCAGCGGCCCACGACAGUGGUGAGACGGACGGGGUGGACUGUGCGAAUGUGGGGAAUGCUGAUCCUGCCUGGCCAAACGAGCAGGCGACUACGGGUGAGUACGCCACAAACUUAGCAGAAUCAGUUCUGCAGGACGCCUUCAUCAGGCUGUCACAGUCUCAGCCCUCUUUCAGUGAGGAGGCCGCGGUCAGCAUCUCCGUGGGGAGCUCCUGCCAGGCAGAGGACGCGUCUGCUGCCCGAUCGUGGAACGAGCUGCCAAAGAUUGUCAUAGUGCAGAGCCCAGACAGCUCCGAGAACGUCCCCGACUGGCCAGGGUCUGCCCUCCCCAGCCUGUGCCACUGGGCUGAAGUGGAGAGCACUGCCCAAGUCUUGGAUUACUUUGAGGAGGAACAUUCAAGUGAACCAGGCCAGAGCGCGCUGGAAGUGGCUCUGGCUUGUGCGGCCACUGUCAUCGGAACCAUUUCCAGCCCCCAGGCUGCAGAAAAAUUCAGGCGGGAUCAGGAAGCCACAGACCCUGGAAGCAGAAUGGUCGGUGACAAGGAGCUACAUGUGACAUCUACGACCCAGGUCGCGAGCCCGUGGGCCGUCUGUGGCCUGGGGGAAGUGAGGGAAGAGAAGUACCCAGCAGCAUCGAGCGGGCUGCUGUCCGCUGCUGAGACCUCCGCGGCCGUUGCCCUCCGUGGCAGCGUGGCCAUGGGAAGCAGCGUGGAGAAGCUGAAUGACAGCAUCGCAGCGGCGCUUCUCAGAGAGGCGUCAACCGUCUUGACAAAACCCGACGCGUACAGGAACGUAGGGCAUUUCAUAGAAUCUAUGAACGGGAAAAUCAUUGAAAUGGCAGCAAGGCCACGGAUUCCACACGCUGACGAAGUAGUCAGGGAUGAACUCGCACAAAACUUAUCCAAUAUUAUCCUGAGACAUUCUAUUGAAGAGGUUAGGAAGAAAAGACAGCCACGCCCCUAUUCCGAAAAUGGCUCAAGUACACAAGACGUUUUCACUGAGACUGCAAACGAGUUGCUUUUUAGUGUAAUAUAUUUCACUUGCAAGAAGAUGAAUGACAUAAGACAAGUGGAGGAGUGUUCUCCUCUCUUUUCCGAGGGCACAGAAGCAGAGAAAGUAACAAGAGGAGAAGGACGGUCAACACAGGCAGCAGCAUGUGAGACUUUGCUCAGCCCCCUUGAUGGCUCUGCCGUGGAGCCGUUUGGUACAUCCUUCAGCACCACCACUAGCAAAGAUCUUGGAAAUGUCGCAGACGCUCAGAAAAGUAAUGGGAAAGGUGCACACAGCAACGAAGGCGCCACUAUGAACUCGGAGCCAGCCAGCAGAGCUUCGGGGCACAAUGCGCUUGUUGCAAAAACAUCUCCCAAGAAAAGAUACCUGAAAAGAACCGCGCGGGACUGUUACAAAGCCCCAGGUCAGGGUAACAGCCAUCAGAAGAGGAAAGACUGCAGAUCGUUUUCAGACAGAGAAAACAGCUUCACACGCAAUGAGUGCAGGCACGGUGUUCAGGAACAGCUGCCUUCCAGCGCCACCACGAGCGCAGAAGACCAGGCCAAGCACCAGUGCGAUGCUGUGCUGAAUAGCGAUGUUCAGGUGAGCUUGUCUGUGUUAGGAAACCACGUCUUGCUUCCUUCCCAGCCCGUGCUAGAGGUGAAACAUCCAAGGGACAAAUAUUGUAUAACAGAUUUUGCAGAAGAACUGGCAGAAACAGUCGUCUCUAUGGCAACAGAAAUAGCUGCCAUUUGUCUUGAAAAUUCCAAUGGAAAGCAACCCUGGUUCUGCGCGUGGAAGAGAGGUAACGAGUAUCUGGUCACCCAGAGUUUAUCGUGCAGAGCCAUGAAAAGGAAAAAGGAAACCCACACUAAUGCUUCAGUGGUUCGGAAGCACCGCGCUCCUAGACUCAGUGAGAUCAAGAGGAAAACCGACGAGCACCCUGAGCUGAAGGAGAGGCUGAUGAACCGGGUGGUAGAUGAGUCCAUAAACCUCGAGGAUGCACCAGAUUCAGUCAAUAUCUUUGCGAACGAAGUGGCUGCCAAGAUCAUGAACCUCACCGAACUCUCCAUGGUUGACAGCAUCUGGCAAGGUCCGAACCACCCCAGGAACAGGCUGCACUGCGAAAGAUGGAGCCGAGCCAAGGGCUCGAGCUGCGAGAGCAUACCGGAGGAGGACUCGGGUUCCAAAGCCUCCUUCCACACCCUCGGCCUAGUGAACGCCCUCGGUCAGCCCGUGAGCCAGGCGAGCUCUGUCUCAAAGCAGUCUAGCUGUGAGAGCAUCACGGAUGAGUUUUCAAGGUUUAUGGUGAACCAGAUGGAGAACGAAGGAAGAGGGUUUGAUUUGUUACUGGAUUACUACGCAGGAAAAAACGCAAACACCAUCUUAACUUCUGCUUUGCAACAGGUGGCCAAGAAAAACGGUCAUCUUAACGUGAGGCCGAGUUGCCCGUCCAAACAGUCCAGCACAGAAAGCAUAACAGAAGAAUUUUAUAGGUAUAUGCUGAGGGAAAUAGAAAAGGAAAAUAAAGAACACUUGUCCUCCCCUCGGAAUUCGAAGGAGUGGUGUGGCAGCUUGCUGCCACCCUCUCUACGAUCACCUUUUUGCUUCAGGCAGUCGUCUGUGCCUGACAGCAGGUGGUCCGGCUCGAGGCUGACGGUGAAUGUCCCAGUUAAGGCGAAUUCAUUGGAUGGGUUUGCCCACCACCACCGAGACUCCUUAAGCGUACAGCCCGUCAGCACCGGGGCUUCCUCGGGCCUGUGCAAGUCUGACUCGUGCCUGUACCAGAGGUGCAAGACUGACCAGGUAACAGACAUGCUGAUCCACGAGACGUGGGCGAGCUCCAUCGAAUCUCUCAUGCGCAAGAACAAAAUCAUCACCAGUGGGGCGGAGGCAGAGCAGUUUCACAGCGACUCCCCGCCGCACGUGGAACAGUAUGCAAACAGGCUGGCUGCAAACAUUGUCGAAAGUGGCAAAAAUUUAAUUGUUGUCCAGCAGGAUUCCUUUGAUUAUGGAAGCCGAGAACACGUGCUGGAAAGCAAACACCCCCAAAGCACGACUCAGCUUCAGUCAAAAGCCAAAAAGGAUGGAGAAAAUUUGGAGGAGAAAAGAGAGAUCCUGCAGAGCCCUGGGUGCCUCCCGCUGGGUCAGCUCAGGGAGGUGCCAGUAAUUCAGAUCGAAACCGAUCAGCGCGACGAGCCGGACAAAGGCUCAGAGUCCUUCCCUUCACCUGGCCCUGCUGGAAAGGAGCAUCAAGGCAAAGAAAAGCCUCCAGCAGCUUUUGAUGGGAAACCCACGGUGGCCAGCCCGCUCCUGAAUAGCAACAGUCCCCAGAGCAGACCGGAACCUGAAGUCAUCGGGGAGACAAAAAUGGGUGAGGAGUUUCCAAACCAUCUCAGCAGCAGUGAAGAAAGCACCGGCAGCUGGUCCCAGCUGGCCAACGACGAGGACAACCCCGACGACACGAGUAGCUACCUGCAACUGAGCGAGCGAUCCCUGAGCAAUGGCAACAGCAGUACAACUAGCAGUCUUGGCAUUAUGGACCUGGAAAUUUAUCAGGAGAACGUGCCAUCUUCUCCUAUGAUUAAUGAAUUAGUAGAAGAAAAGGUUUUCCUUAAAGAACAGACAGAAAAUACGGAGGAAAGUACCUCGGCGCUUUCAGUGGGAACAGCUAAUUGUCAGAAGGACCUACUCGUGAUAAACUUUGAUCUGGAGCCAGAGUGCCCUGACGCAGAGCUGCGAGCCACCCUGCAGUGGAUCGCCGCUUCCGAACUUGGAAUUCCAACCAUCUAUUUUAAGAAAUCUCAGGAAAACAGAAUUGAAAAGUUUUUAGAUGUUGUGCAAUUAGUUCAACGGAAGUCCUGGAAAGUGGGGGACAUCUUCCACGCCGUGGUGCAGUACUGCAAGCUCAUUGAGGAGGACAGAGUGGCGAUGCCGAGCCUGUUCGACUGGCUCCUCGAGCUGGGCUAG
Apaloderma vittatum (bar-tailed trogon) is the source of this 4987-nucleotide messenger RNA. It is a transcript of the gene SPHKAP, whose product is annotated as SPHK1 interactor, AKAP domain containing. The transcript is spliced from 13 exons. NCBI's taxonomy places the organism in Eukaryota, Metazoa, Chordata, Aves, Trogoniformes, Trogonidae. The annotation marks the transcript as partial. Gene Ontology annotation, molecular function: protein kinase A binding. Gene Ontology annotation, cellular component: cytoplasm. The record is from RefSeq and is a predicted model, not a curated record.